GACACGUUGCGCACGCGCCAGGCGCUCAACGGCGAUCCCCUGACUCAAGCACUGAGGGCGAUCAUCCGCAGCGAGGGCGUCGGCUCGCUGUACAGCGGCGUCAUGAGCCCAUGUUUGUUCACGGGCAUCUGGAAAGGAGUGACCCUCUUCACGCACAGACAGCUCCAACAUCUCCUAGCCAGGCACCGUGGCUUCGACGUUGCCUCGCAGCUGACAGUCUUGGAGGUGGCUUGCUGUGCCAGCGUCGCCGGAGCAGUUGGUGGCGCGGUGCUGGCACCUGCAGAGCUCAUCAAGAGUCGGUCCCAGAUUUGUUCGGAGCCGCACAGCUCGCCCUUCCAGAAGGAGCUGAACCAGGUGAGGGCCCUCUUUCGCCCGGGAGCCUCGCCCAGCCGAGCCUGCCGUGGCCUUCCUCUCUUGCUGCUCAGGGACGGCCCCGCAACCUUUGUAGAUCUGGGGUGCUAUGAGCUGGUGAAGCGGUAUGGGCAAGCGCGCGACUGGCCCUGGUAUCUCUCAUCGGCAGCUGCUGGCAUUCUGGCGGCUCCAGCUGGCUGGACCUCCAUCUACCCUAUCGAAAUCAUCCGCAUUCGAUAUCAAGGCGAAUUGCGCUGGAAUACGUACGGCGAGGUGGCCAGACACGUCUACGCGACUCGAG
Symbiodinium necroappetens is the source of this 652-nucleotide messenger RNA. The record is from the annotation of a GenBank genome assembly. Lineage: Eukaryota; Dinophyceae; Suessiales; Symbiodiniaceae.